Cynoglossus semilaevis (tongue sole) is the source of this 4179-nucleotide messenger RNA. RefSeq names its product karyopherin (importin) beta 3 (gene ipo5). The record is from RefSeq and is a predicted model, not a curated record. Gene Ontology annotation, molecular function: protein binding. The transcript has 26 exons. Bases 101 to 3382 code for a protein of 1093 amino acids. Lineage: Eukaryota; Metazoa; Chordata; Actinopteri; Pleuronectiformes; Cynoglossidae. Gene Ontology annotation, biological process: protein import into nucleus.
CCAAUGGAAUACCGUAACUGGUUUUUUUUGCCACCAAGCAGGUUAGCCGGUAUCGUUUGGCCUCCUCUCUAGCCCGUUGAUCUUUUUGCCUCUUACUGCAAUGGCGGAGCAACAGCAGUUCAACCUCUUACUGGGAAACCUGAUGAGCCCUGACAACAAUGUCAGGAAACAAGCAGAGGAGACCUAUGAGACUAUCCCUGGCCAGAACAAGAUCACAUUCUUGCUACAUGCAAUCAGAGAUGCGUCUGCUGCAGAGGAGGUCAAACAGAUGGCAGCAGUGUUGUUGCGGCGGCUGCUAUCGUCCUCUUUUGAUGAUGUCUUCCCAGGCCUGACACUGGAAAUGCAGACGGCAAUCAAGACAGAACUGCUGACUAGCAUCCAACUAGAGACCUCACCAAAUAUCCGCAAGAAAAUCUGUGACAUUGCUGCUGAGCUUUCUCGCAAUCUUAUUGAUGAUGAUGGAAAUAACCAGUGGCCUGAGGUGCUCAAGUUUCUGUUUGACUCUGUUAGUUCGAACAAUGUUGGCCUGCAAGAGGCUGCACUCCAUAUAUUCUGGAACUUCCCAGGAAUUUUUGGCAACCAGCAACAACAUUAUCUAGAUGUUAUCAAACGAAUGCUUGUUCAGUGCAUGCAGGACCAGGCAAACCCACAGAUUACCACUUUGGCGGCCCGGGCCACAGCCUCUUUUGUCUUGUCCAAUGAAAGCAACACAGCGCUGCUCAAGCAGUUCUCUGACCUGCUGCCAGGAAUUCUCCAGGCAGUGAACGAUUCCUGUUAUCAAGGAGAUGACUCUGUCCUCAAGUCAUUGGUGGAAAUUGCAGACACUGCACCAAAAUACCUGAGACCAAAUCUGGAGGCCACUCUGCACCUGUGUCUAAAGCUUUGUGCCGACGCCAACCUGACUAACAUGCAGAGGCAGCUGGCAUUGGAGGUUAUUGUCACCCUAUCAGAGACGGCAGCGGCCAUGCUGAGAAAGCACACUGCAAUUGUGGAUCAGUGUGUGCCUCAGAUGCUGGCUAUGAUGGUGGACCUGGAAGAUGACGAUGAGUGGGCUAGAGCUGACGAAUUGGAAGAUGAUGACUAUGACAGUAAUGCUGUGGCUGGCGAGAGUGCUCUUGACAGAAUUGCCUGUGGACUGGGAGGAAGGAUCGUUUUGCCCAUGAUCAAACAGCACAUCAUGCAAAUGCUGCAGAACUCUGACUGGAAGUAUCGUCAUGCUGGACUGAUGGCACUGUCUGCUAUUGGUGAGGGCUGCCACCAGCAGAUGGAGGCUAUCCUGCAAGAGAUUGUUGGCUUUGUCCUCCUCUUCUGUGCAGACCCACAUCCAAGGGUGCGAUAUGCUGCCUGCAAUGCUAUUGGACAGAUGGCCACAGACUUUGCUCCCACCUUUCAAAAGAAAUUCCACGAUAAGGUCAUAUCAGCCCUACUCCAGACUAUGGAAGACCAGAGUAAUCCCCGAGUGCAGGCCCAUGCAGCUGCUGCCCUUAUCAAUUUCACAGAGGACUGUCCUAAAUCUCUUCUAAUCCUCUACUUGGACAGUUUGGUUCAACACCUUCAUGUCAUUAUGGUUGCCAAGCUACAGGAGUUGAUCCAAAGGGGUACUAAACUGGUCCUGGAGCAGAUAGUGACAUCCAUUGCCUCUGUGGCUGACACCGCUGAGGAAAAGUUUGUGCCAUAUUACGACCUGUUCAUGCCAUCGCUGAAACAUAUUGUAGAAAAUGCAGUACAGAAGGAGCUGCGUCUUCUUCGUGGCAAGACCAUUGAGUGCAUCAGCCUUAUUGGUCUAGCUGUGGGCAAGGAGAAGUUCAUGCCCGAUGCCUCAGCUGUGAUGCAGCUCCUCCUCAAAACUCAAACAGACUUCAAUGAUUUGGAGGACGACGAUCCCCAGAUCUCGUAUAUGAUCUCUGCUUGGGCCAGAAUGUGUAAGAUCUUAGGAAAGGAGUUUCAGCAGUAUCUGCCUGUAGUGAUGGGUCCCCUGAUGAAGACUGCGUCCAUCAGGCCAGAGGUGGCGCUUCUUGACACUCAGGACAUGGAGAGCAUAACAGAGGACGAGGGCUGGGAGUUUGUCAAUCUGGGAGACCAACAAAGCUUUGGCAUCAAGACUGCUGGCCUAGAAGAGAAGUCUACUGCCUGUCAGAUGCUGGUGUGUUAUGCCAAAGAGUUGAAAGAGGGGUUUGUGGAGUACACAGAGCAAGUUGUGACUCUGAUGGUUCCUCUACUCAAGUUCUACUUCCAUGAUGGUGUGCGAGUAGCGGCAGCCGAGUCCAUGCCUCUGCUUCUAGAGUGUGCCCGUGUGCGAGGGCCAGAGUAUCUCACCCAGAUGUGGUUUUUCAUGUGCGAUGCCCUCAUCAAGGCCAUUGGAACUGAGCCAGACUCUGAUGUACUGUCAGAAAUCAUGCACUCAUUUUCAAAGUGCAUUGAGUUAAUGGGGGAUGGCUGUUUGAGUAAAGAGCAUUUCGACGAGCUAAGUGGGAUCCUAAAGGGAAAACUUGAAGAGCACUUUAAAAACCAGCGCCUCAGACAAGCCAAGAGAGAAGAUGAGGACUAUGAUGAACAGGUGGAAGAAACGUUACAAGAUGAGGAUGAAAACGAUGUGUACAUCUUGACCAAAGUUUCAGACAUUCUGCAUUCGGUCUUCUGUAGCUACAGAGAAAAAGUAUUGCCGUGGUUUGAACAGCUGCUCCAGCUAAUUGUCCAGCUAACCUGUCCAAACAGGCCCUGGGCAGACAGACAGUGGGGUCUGUGCAUCUUCGAUGAUGUCUUGGAGCACUGCAGCCCCUCCUCCUUCAAAUAUGCCGACCACUUUCUACCAGCCAUGCUGCAGUCGUUAUGUGACCCCACCCCCGAGGUACGGCAGGCAGCAGCCUAUGGUGUAGGUGUGGCAGCUCAGUUUGGAGGAGAGAACUACAGCCCUUUCUGCACAAAGGCCCUUCCUCUGCUCGUCAGCGUCAUUCAGGCGGCGGAGUCGCGCUCUAAAGAAAACGUCAACGCCACGGAGAACUGCAUCUCUGCUGUUGGAAAGGUGAUGAGGUUUCGACCAGAAUGUGUCAAUGUCAACGAGGUCCUUCCCCAUUGGCUCAGCUGGCUCCCACUCACUGAGGACAAAGAGGAGGCCGUCCACACUUUUGACUUCCUGUGUGACCUUAUUGAAAGCAAUAACCCUAUCGUCCUCGGCCCGGACAACUCCAACCUUCCCAAAAUUUUCGCCGUCAUUGCAAAUGGCAUUGCGAAUGAAUCUGUUAAGAGUGAGGAUGCAUGCAGCAAACGUCUCGCAAAUGUCAUCCGUCAAGUCCAAGUGUCUGCAGGAUUAUGGACCGGCUGCGUGUCGACCUUGAAUGAAGUGCAGCAGAAAGCGAUACAGGACCUACUGAACACUGCCUGAGCUUGGAGUGUGCUCCUCUCUCCGCUCUUUUAAAAGAAAGUUGAGCUCCUAGAUCAUCGCGAACACACCUUCUUCCUGCUUGGACCUGUAGUGUAAAUGGACAGACCUCACCCUCAUCACCUUCCCCGUACCACUCCACUCAGCUGUAUGGGGAGCAGGUUGCAUAUUUAUACCAAAAAGGGACAUUGGCUUUUUCUAAGGCCUCAAAGGCUUUUUCUGCAUCCCAACAAAAUGGGAAGGAUGGGGUCGUCAGUUCUAUCCAGCUUAUAAAUGUAACCUGUUUACCAUCUAGUCCUUUCCCCCCGCCCGCCCCAUCAUUCACUGGUGUUUGACCUGUCUAUCUGUGUCCAGGGGGAACUCACUGUUAGUGUAUGUAGUCCAACACAAAUGUGAUUGGACAGACUGGCUAAGAAGAAACAGUUGGAGAAAUCAAGAAGUCUUGUUAGUGGAUUGAAAUUUUGGUGAAUUAAAAAUCCAAACAAGGCAAUUAUUGUUCGUCUGAACCUUUUUCUUUCAUCACCAUGGUUACGGUGGCCUCAGAGGGACUGAAAGUAAAGGGCGCAUUCAAACAGUUGAUUCAAGAACAUGAAUUAGAUUUAACAUCAUGUGUACAGUUUUCAUAUUUUUAGGGAAUUUUUCGUAACCUGUUGUGUGAUUUAGCUCAACAUCCGAGUUGAAAUUAAACAACUAAUUUUUGUGUGUGCUUAUGUACGAUUAAACAAUGGUUUUGACGCUUCACUCCUGCAGGUUGUGAUGGAAUGGAAAAUGCCAAUAAUUAAACCACUCGAUAAAACUGG